AUGACGGAAGAUCAACUCAAAAGCCUGGUGUUCGUGUGUGGCCUCAGGGAAGACGAAGACGCUGAAAGCCGUACUCGCUUUUUGUCUCGCAUCGAGGAAAAAUGUGAUAUCACUCUCGAGCAGCUGUCUGCCGAAUGCCAGCGAGUGGCUAACCUUAAGAAGGACAGUGCGAUGAUUGCUGAUUGCGGCGAACGUGUUCUAGCGGUAAAAAGCAAUCAUCAACGACGUUAUCCGUACCAGCCGCGGAAUCAGUAUGAGGGCACGUCUCAUUCACACUUCCAGUCGAGCACCAAUGGAAGGCGCACACAGCAGGGAUGGGAGAACAAUGAGAAGGCAAAAUACGACAAGCCUAAAAAUCCUUGUUGGCUGUGCGGAGAGCUACAUUGGAUGCGUGAGUUGCUCGAGCGAAAAUUCCCAGCCGUCUUCAAUGGUACGGGGCUAUGUACCAAGACUUGUGUCCAACUUCAGCUGAAGGAAGGUGUUCAUCCGGUGUUCUGUCCGAAGAGACCGGUCGCAUAUGCGGUGCAGGAUAUGGUCGAUAAGGAGCUGGAUCGAUUGGCGGAAAGAGGAAUAAUCUCUCCCGUAGAUUAUUCGGAAUGGGCAGCUCCAGUGGUAGUCGUCAGGAAAGCGAAUGGGAAUGUGCGACUCUGUGGCGACUACUCUACCGGAUUGAACUCAGCGCUUCGGCCUCACGAAUAUCCACUGCCCCUACCGGAGGACAUAUUUGCUAAAUUAGCACACAGUAAGUUAUUUAGCAAAAUUGACCUAUCCGAUGCAUUUUUGCAGGUUGAAGUCGACCCUCGCCACCGUCCACUACUCACCGUCAACACACAUCGUGGACUGUACACCUACAAUAGAUUGCCACCGGGAAUUAAGGUAGCUCCAGCAGUCUUCCAGCAGCUUGCAGACACUAUGUUAGCUGGAAUCAGCGGGGUAUCCUGUUACAUGGACGACAUAGUUAUCGGGGGCUCGUCAGAACAAGAGCACGAUGCAAAUCUAUCAGAAGUAUUGAGGCGGAUUGAAGAAUACGGUUUUACGAUUCGGGCUGAAAAGUGCGCUUUUAAGGUAAAACAGAUUCACUAUUUAGGAUAUAUAAUUGAUACAAACGGCAUGCGCCCCGAUCCUGCAAAAAUAGAGGCUAUUACGAGACUACCAGAGCCUACAGACUUGACAGGAGUUCGUUCAUUUUUAGGGGCUAUAAAUUAUUAUGGCAAAUUCGUGCCCAACAUGAGGGAACUGCGCUACCCCUUAGAUAGCCUUUUAAAAGCUGAUACGCCAUUCCGUUGGACCAAAGAAUGCAGGCAAUCAUUUAACAAUUUCAAAACGCUGCUCUCGUCAAAUUUGCUAUUGACACAUUACGAUCCAAAACAGAAUAUAAUAGUAUCUGCAGAUGCAUCCUCAGUUGGUCUGGGAGCCACUAUUAGACACGAAGUGCGACAGCCCUGGACGUCACCCGAGCUGUCCGUCGAGGGCGACCGUGUGACGGAGCGAAAGGGCCGCGCCAUCGCGGCUAGGGCACGACGGCCGUUCACCCGGGGCAUUCGGUUCUCGGGUGAUCAACGAGUGCGGUAA
Anopheles gambiae (African malaria mosquito) is the source of this 1572-nucleotide messenger RNA. RefSeq lists its product as uncharacterized. The transcript is spliced from 3 exons. Lineage: Eukaryota; Metazoa; Arthropoda; Insecta; Diptera; Culicidae. The coding region runs from base 1 to 1572 and encodes 523 amino acids. The record is from RefSeq and is a predicted model, not a curated record.